CACUUCCUUCUUUAUUGCUGUCUCGGCCUCUUGCAGCAUCUCAUUAGUGUAGCAGCUGCCGCCAUUUUUCUUCACCAUGGAGUCAAUCUUCUUUAUCAGCUCACUGACUUGUGUGUGGUUCCCUUCAUCAUAGUUAUUAAACACAUGGUAUCUUCCUCCACAGUCAGCAAUCAGCUUCUUAAAGGAAUCAUCACAUUCUUACUCUAUGUAAUCUUCAAUGGAUCAAUCUCCUCAUCCUCCAGUGAAUCUCCUCUUGUGAAAAGAAUGAUGGUGAUUUUUUCUGAAUUCUUCCCAAAACCUUCCUUGAUGAGUUUUAAUGUCUCCUUCUCUUCUGGUGUUAAUCUGCCAGUCUGUACCACCAACAGGAAGACAUGUGGUCCUGGAUCCAGAAGACUGAUGCAUUUCACCAUCUCCUCAUUAACCUCUUCAUGGGACAAAGUGGAGUCAAACAGACCAGGCGUGUCGACCACGACAGGACGACCGUCUACUUUACUCUGUGCUUUCUGACAGUGCUUGGUGACUGAUGUUUGACUUGCUUCAGCCUCAAACUCUUUUCUUCCCAGAAUGGUGUUUCCUGAAGAGCUCUUUCCACAGCCAAUCUUCCCCAGCAGCACAAUGCUGAGCCUCUCUGAGCUCUGAUUCUCAUCAUCACCUGUAACAUCAAAACAACUGGAGUUACUUUAAACGUUCACAGUCGCUACAUUUCAGUGCUGUAGACUCAAGACUUUAAUGCAGGACUGUCCAUCACCUCUCUCUGAAGCACUGUGUUACUGGUUAAACAUUUACUAAUCUGUGUCAUAUCUGUACAGCGUCCUGCCCACUCUGCUUGGAAAAGGCUGUAUCAGGGGAGGAACUUAUCAGUGUGGAGAGGUUGUACUUUAUUUAUGUUCAUGGAGAAAGGAGCAGUUACUGUUUCAUCUGUGCAUGCCGACUGUUGAAGUCUGGUGAUCAGACAGAAACGCUGUCUGUAAAUUACAGACCUAAAUUUGGUGUAUAAACUCAUGUUACCAGUAGAAGAUCACAGACCUACAGUCAAGGAUAACAGACAGUCACCUCAGUCCAGCAGUUGGUCUCCAGUUAGUGUCUGAUAUUUCCAGCAGAGUGACAUUAUGGGGGCCUCACCAUCAUCUGAAGAAGCCGGGGCCAAGAAGAGUGUGGAAGCCGGGGCCAACAAGAGUGAAGAAGCCGGGACCAACAAGAGUGAAGAAGCCGGGACCAACAAGAGUGAGGCAGCUGGGGCCAACAAGAGUGAGGCAGCUGGGGCCAACAAGAGUGAGGCAGCUGGGGCCAACAAGAGUGGGCCAUCUGAAGCCUUCAUGAAAAUCGCAGCUGGGGCCUUCGUGAAAUGGGCAGCUGAGACCGUCCUUGGAGAGGCAGCUGAGGCCAUUAUGGGAGAGGCAGCUGAUGAAGAAAUCAUGGAGGGGGCAGCUGAGGCCGUCCUUGGAGGUGAGUAA
Messenger RNA from Thunnus maccoyii (southern bluefin tuna), 1454 nucleotides. Its product is annotated as type VI secretion system spike protein VgrG1b-like. The record is from RefSeq and is a predicted model, not a curated record. The transcript has 16 exons. The coding region runs from base 1110 to 1454 and encodes 114 amino acids. NCBI's taxonomy places the organism in Eukaryota, Metazoa, Chordata, Actinopteri, Scombriformes, Scombridae.